AUGUUUUCCUCUGCGCUCAAAUCGUUCAAUUCCAACAUCUCCGCCCAUUACCAAAUCUCACCCAACCCCACCGUGUACUCCGGCCCCUGGAAAAUCCACGAUGCAAAGAACAAGUCCACUGGAACGGCGGCCUCAGUGUUUAUCUUUGAUCGCAAAUCACUAGAAUCACGCUCCAAUGGGUUUGGAAGAAGCUCUGGAUCUUCUUCCAAAAAACUGCAGGACGAUGUGAUUGAACGACUCAAGCGCGAAGCAAGCAAUCUUGCGCGCCUACGGCACCCGUCCAUUCUUCAGGUGCUUGAGCCGGUGGAAGAAACACGCAAUGGCGGCCUUAUGUUUGCAACCGAACAUCUCACCGCUUCGCUCUCCGGCCUGCUACUGGAGAAAGAUAACCAGGAGAAUACUACACGCGCCGGUUCGCGGACGAGCCGAUUUGUGGUCGAGGAGGCAGAUGGGACUCGGAGGAGAAGGGAUUUGGAGAUCGAUGAGUUGGAGAUUCAAAAGGGCCUCCUGCAAGUUGCCAAGGGUCUUGAAUUCCUUCACGAGUCUGCAGGCUUAGUGCAUGGAAACUUGAACCCAGAGGCCAUCUACAUCAAUGCCAAAUCAGAUUGGAAGAUCUCUGGUCUGGGAUUUGCGGGACCUCCGGAUUCUUCUGAAACUCGCUCAUCACUUCCACCACUGGCUGUAUCCGAGGUUCUCUAUCAAGAUCCAAGACUCCCUGCUUCGGUACAAUUGAGCCUUGAUUACACGUCGCCUGACUUUGCCCUGGACUCAAAUGUGUCUUCGGCUGCCGAUCUCUUCUCUUUGGGACUCAUCAUCAUUGCUCUGUAUAACUCCCCGCAUGUCUCGCCUCUACAAACGCAUGCAAACUUGACCACAUAUAAGAAACUGUUGAGCUCUCCAUCUACUACUCCAUCACAAGGCAAUAAUUUCCUUUCUUCCAAGCCAAUUCCCAAGGAUGUACUUUCUCAUGUCCUACCAAGGCUGAUCACCAGACGCCCUGCCCAGCGUAUGAAUGCUCGGGAGUUUCAGCAAUCCCAGUACUUUGACAAUGUGUUGGUAUCCACCAUCCGAUUCCUGGAAUCACUGCCAACAAAGAAUGCGAACGAGAAAUCGCAAUUCUUGCGUGGCUUACAACGGGUGCUGCCCGAGUUCCCCGUUUCUGUUCUAGAGAGAAAGCUAUUGGGGGCAUUGAUGGACGAAUUAAAGGACCGUGAACUCCUCCCAUUGAUAUUACAAAAUGUGUUCGGCAUUCUUAAGCGAAUCCCCAAUGGACGCCGUGUAUUCCCGGAGAAGAUCAUUCCUCGCCUGAAGGAAGUCUUCACGAAUGGCUCGGGCAAGGGUCCGGCUGAACGAGACUCUAAGAAAGAUGCGGGUCUUAUGGUUGUGCUUGACAAUAUGAAGCUGAUCGCCGGAAACUGUUCAGGCCUGGAAUUCAAAGAUGAUAUUCUACCUCUAAUCCGGCUUGGCCUGGAUUCGCCUACACACUCGUUGGUGGAUGCUUCUCUUAAAUGCCUGCCUGUAAUGCUCCCAGUCCUCGAUUUCAGCACAGUCAAGAACGAAGUGUUUCCACCCAUUGCUGCCACUUUUAGUCGCACAAGUAGCCUUGCUAUCAAAGUUCGCACUCUCGAGGCUUUCAGUGUGCUCUGCGGGGCCUCUGCCGAUGAUUCAGACGGGCUUGAUGAUGAUCUGUCUGGAAUUCAGACGACCAAGUCGAAACCCACCAAGGCUUCAAUCUUGGACAAGUAUACCAUGCAGGAAAAGCUCGUCCCCUCACUGAAAGCGAUCAAAACUAAAGAGCCAUCUGUGAUGAUGGCAGCGUUAAAAGUCUUCCGUCAAGUUGGAAAGGUUGCAGACAGUGAAUUCUUGGCUUUGGAGGUACUGCCGGUCUUGUGGAGUUUCAGUUUGGGGCCCCUUCUGAGUCUGAGCCAAUUUAAUGCAUUCAUGACUUUGAUCAAGUCCUUAUCAACCAGAAUUGAACAGGAACAAAGCAAAAAGCUGCAGGAGCUAUCCUCUGGCGCCAGGUCAACCGCCUUCCAGAACGGUUCCGACGAAUUCUCACAGGCCGCCUCAGGGCUUGGUUCGCCCGACGUGGAUGGUGCUGGCAGCUUCGAGCGUCUUGUUCUUGGAAAGAAAGCCGCUCCUGCAAAUGGCCAGGCUAUCGACAUGUGGGGUAGUAUGGAACCAGAGCCGGCCAAGCCGACUGUUCCAAGCGUGUCGCCUUCAUUCUCGUGGUCUUCAAACAAUACAGGAAUGGCAACCCAAGCCAAUGCCUUAAGCAAGCAGUCUAAUGCCGCCUUCCGUUCCAUUACUCCGGAUCAGAAGCUGGGUUCUUUCCCAUCGCUUGCCCCUGCUCGGCAGGCUUCACCCGUUGUCCAAGCGUUCCCUGUUAUGCAACCCUCAUCUUCCAUUUGGGGAGCCCCUACCAAUCCUAUUGCUCGAUCCCACACAGGUGCGUCGACUUCGUCUCUAGGGUCAAUGUCGACUAUGGCUCCCUCGAAUUAUAUGUCCGGAUCAACUGCCCAACCAGCACCGAACUACUCCGCAUUUUCAAUUCCUCCUCCUCCGGCGGGGAACAUGACUCCCAGCAGCGCUAUGAGAUCCCCUCCGCUGAAUACAACUACCAGGUUAGCGUCUUUCCAGAGCACAGCUUCAGUGCCGCAGCAAGCAACUCAAAAGCAAGGCUUGGACAAAUAUGAGAGUCUGAUCUAA
This is a messenger RNA of Penicillium paradoxum, 2709 nucleotides long. RefSeq names its product putative protein kinase Scy1. Bases 1 to 2709 code for a protein of 902 amino acids. Lineage: Eukaryota; Fungi; Ascomycota; Eurotiomycetes; Eurotiales; Aspergillaceae. Gene Ontology annotation, biological process: protein phosphorylation. The record is from RefSeq and is a predicted model, not a curated record. Gene Ontology annotation, molecular function: protein kinase activity; ATP binding. The transcript is spliced from 2 exons.